Molecule: messenger RNA, 6925 nt
Organism: Mugil cephalus (flathead mullet)
Lineage: Eukaryota; Metazoa; Chordata; Actinopteri; Mugiliformes; Mugilidae
Gene: rttn
Product: rotatin
Exons: 49
Coding region: 141-6860 (2239 amino acids)
Biological process (GO): centriole-centriole cohesion; ciliary basal body organization; centriole replication
Cellular component (GO): centriole; centrosome; ciliary basal body
Source: RefSeq, a predicted model, not a curated record
CUGGCGCGGUUGUUGAAAACAAACCCGGGGAGACUUUGUUGAUAUGACGCUGGCAGACAACCACUCACUGGACAGAGGAGCCGCCUCGAUCCACUGUUAAGCUUUUACAACGGGGAAAGUUUCUAGAAUAUUUCCUGAACAUGGAGCUAUCUUCCAUAAUCAGGAAAAUAGGCCACUCUUUGGUGGAGAUAAGAGUUCGUGCAUUGAAGAGCAUCUUGUGCAAGCUGGACCAUUCCCUGAUUUCCGUCUGCGACAUUGUGCAAGAAAAGAUGCUGUUUGUGCAUCUCCUGGAGUGGUUCAAUUUCCCCGAGGUGCCCAUGAAGGAGGAGGUCCUCGAACUGCUUUUAGCUUUAUCAAAGCAUCCUAGCGCAGCACAGAUGCUGAGAGACGUCAACGCCGUAGACUUUCUCACCCAACUAUCACCAAACGUGGAGCCCAGACUGCGAGCUGUCAUUGAUGGGACCCUGGACCAGCUGUUCCAGCUACCUGAGCUACUCCCUAGUCGUGCGGUUGUCUAUUCGCAUGGACCGCAUCAGACAACUCCAACAGAUGCAACAGUUGUUUCACCUGAGGAGAAUUUGCCUAAGAUGGGUUAUUUCCACAAGAGCACGCCAAGCAGUGCGGACGUAGUGCCUCAGAGGAUAGCAGUUCAUGAGUCUGUGAGAUGUCUGAAGUUUUCUGUGUUUCCAUGGCUGGCGUUGACAAAUACAGACAGACACAUACUUUCAUCGAAUGAGAACUCUCUGGGGAGCAGCAAUCCCAACUUGGUGCGGACGACGUGUGAACUUCUAUGUGAUGUAAUUAUGCAAGACUUUCCCGCUGAGAUCUUUCUGCAAAGGCCCAACAUUGUAAAGAACCUGCUGUCCCUGUUGAGACUGGGUUCGGGUGAAGGUGAGGCCAGCUACCUCCACUUGCCGGCUCUUUCCUGCCUGCAGCAGCUUUGUGUGGGGUUAAGGAAGAGACUGCGCUUUCAUCAAGAUCCAAGCUUCUACUCUGCAAAACAAGAUCCAGUGUCCCAGAACUCGUCCUUCUCUUACACCCACGAGGUUCUGGGGAACCAGCGUUCCCAGGCCUCCUCUCCUGGGGCCGAGUGCUCUCCCCGUCCGUCCGUGGUGGGUCGCACCGGCCAGAGGGCCAGGGGAGACGGCCAGGACGGAGACGCAGCUUCUAACAGUGGGAGCUCCCACGUAGGUGGAGCAGCAGCAGCCGCCCAGGCCCCCGCACAGACGCUGCAUUCGCCUGCAGACGUGGCCCCCGUGGAUCUGCCUGACCUGGGCGUCGAAGACGUCCUGGAGAUGCAGCUACGUCAGCUGACUGUGGCUCAGUUUACUGUAGCCACCAUGGAGCGUGCCAUACCUCUGCUUAAAACUGAAAGUCUGCCCGUGUUCCACCGUGUUCUGGAGCUGCUGUGCGACGCCGUCCUCCUGCUCGGGGACAGCGUCUGCGAGCUGGUCUGGGACGAGCGCAGCCUGGUGGGGAUGGAGCUGAAGGAGAAGCUGCAAGCCUGCAUGGAACUACUGGGAGAUAUCCUGAGCUACCACCAGAGCUGUUCAGCAGAUAUUCCCCAGACUCACCACAGACUGGCCUACGCUGGCGCUGCCAUAUUCACCGUUAAACUCCUGCAGACCAUCCUCCCUCCAGAGAAGGCUAGUGAGAACCUCCCAGAAAACACGGCUACAGCUAUUUUCCACUUAUGCUUGGACUCGUCAUUGGGAGGAUUAUUACCCAGCAUGCAAGAGACAGCAGUGGCCUACUUGGAGCAGGUGAACUCAGACAGCCACGAGCUCUACAGGAGGGUGACCCGGGCCUCUCUCUGGAUGGAAUCCACUUGUAAUUUCCUCAAAGAAGCUCAAGCUGAGGGCGAAAAGAACUGGUUGGAGUUGCUGGAGCUGGCAGACCAAGCCAUAGACGGCCUCCCGUUUCACGGGCACUUGCCCGUCGUUACAGAAUGCGUCCACGUUUGCUCUUACCUGUGGAAGUUUGACCAGCCCAGCCCCCUCCUCCAGACUGAAAGCCAAAAACUCCUCCUCAAGCUGCUGUCCCAUCCUUUACUGGACGUCAGAACGGAAACAUAUGAAUGCACUUUAAACCUGGUCAAGGACUGCCUCGGCAUCCAGAAUGUGUCACGACAGGAUCCAGCAGCGUGUGCCGGAGUCAACUUCCUUCUCCACCACAGGGUGCUCUAUGAAAUAAUCACCUUCGGUCUCCAAGACUCCUCGGAAAAGGUGACCACUGCCGCCAAGGAUGUCCUGCUAUUUCUGCUCAAGGGACGAUUGAUGAUGACGCCGUCGACCUGGGACAGAUUCAACGAGGCACUUUACCCGGUCAUGCCCAUACUGCAGGGUUACGCCAGCACUGAAGAGUCACUGGGAAACUGUGUCCUGCUGAUAAGUGACAUGACGGACGUGGCAAGAGACGACGUGUUCCCGAGUACGGCCAAGCUACAAGCAGCGCUGCGACUUCUUUUCACCAAACAGCCCACUGUGAGAAUCGCAGCGGUGCAACAAAUCCUGCCCCAUCUAACCAGCAGUGAGGGGGCAAACACAUCCAGACCAGACCUGGAUCAACCCACGAUUUCCUCUCUCCCAAACCUCUACUGCCUCAGAAACCCUUUAGACGUCUCACUUGACACCAGCGGCAAGUCCGUCCUGAAGGUGGAGUCGGUGGAGAAGCUGUUUUCCAUCUUGCACUCGGACACUGUUGACGUUUCCCUGAGAAGAUCAGCUGCAGAGCAGCUUUCUGUCGUGCUUCAAGACGCAUCAAUGCACCCGGUUCUGAAGAACCUCGGACUGGCGGACAAAGUCGUCUCCUUCAUUACGGGCAGCGUAAAUGGCAACAAGAGCUUAGAUUGUCUGCUGGAGCCUUGUGUAUGUAUCCUGAGAAAGCUGGUGUAUGCAGAUCCAUCUCUGAGGCACAGCCUGGCACAGCGCAACCUCCUGCUCCUCACUCUGCUCAGGGCCUCCUUGAUACUAAAGGAGAACAAAUCCAGUGGAAGUGAGAUUGCUGUCCUGAUGAGUUUACUGCUGUUUGAUGAGAUCGCCAGCAUUGAAAUAUGGUCAGACAAAUCCAACACAGACUCGACCAUCACGUCCUUCUCGUUACCACUGACAGUAACACGCAGGUUCAAUAUUCCAUUGCAAGCAGCGACUCAUCACGCCGUCAGCCCGUACCGCUGCGUCUUGGCUCCUUGCUCUGACCUGCAGACACUUAGCCCUGCCAGGCGAGCGCUGCAGGUGGCCUGGAACACUGCGUGGCAUUCAGGGAUCGAUAGCCUCCUGGAGAAGCUGCGUGGCGCUGCCAGUGAUGCUGAACAAUUUCAUCCUGACUUAAAGCUGUCAGAAGUUCAGAUUCUGUGGCUGCAGGCUGUUCACCUCCCCACCGCGCUGCAGGACUGCAUCCAGACCAUCGUCACCGCGGAGGGACACAGCUCUGUGGCCUCUGCCCUCUCCAGGCUCAGGCUCUACCUGCUGAUUGACAGGCUGGUUCUCCCUCACGUUCCCACCCACAGCUGCAGAAACACCCUUCGCUCUCUCAGUUGGCACCCGGCAGUGACCAGGUUUCUCCAGGUGUGUCCAGCCUCUGUCGAGGAUGAAAGGUUGCUGGUGGGCAUUGUUGCAUUUUUGAACGCCUACUUCAGACAGAUGCACACGGAGUUCGUGUGUGACCCAGAGGACGAGGACCUGCGCUGGAUACUGGAGCUGCUCCUCAGCCGGGAGACGGUGUCGCUCCUUAGUUUGCUGCUCGGCGUGGAGACGCACACCUCAACCCACAGCCCGGCCGAGCCCGAGGAGCUGAAGAACCACGUGAGCCAGAGACUGCAGAGAGAGCUCAUCGGCUUCUUCAACACCUUACUGCUCCGACUAACGCACACCACCGACAGGCUAUGUUUGGCGUUAGCAGGUCCCUUCAAGAGCCAGCUGGCAGUCCGCUUGCUUCAGAGCCUGCGGGUAUCCGACGCCCCGCGUUUCUAUGGCCUUCCCAGCCUUGAGAGGACGCUGCAGGGCAUGGUCUGCCUGACCGCCCAGCCCGGCUGGAGCUCCCACUGCCCCGACCUGGAGCCCAGCUCCCUCUGCUCCAAGUAUCUCAGCGGAUUGUUGGAGGUGAUCUCGUCGUUUUAUGUGGAGUGGGGAGGGAACUCGUUGUCUUUCAUGGGGAAAGGUGUGACAAAGAACGCUGUCAUCUGCUUGCUUCACCUGUCCCAUGAGAUGAUGUCUGAAAACAAGGACAAGGAUCUGAUUUCCCAGUGGUCCUUGGGGAACGAGGCAGCAGCUGAGGAGGCGAGUGACUCGCAGUUGUGUUUGGCCUGGCUCAUCCCGCUGUGGGUGGACCGAGAUCAAGAGGUGAGAUUUGCCAGCUUGGGUUUAGGUGCGGCUCUGUCCUCGAUGCCCAGCGGGUGCCAGGCUUUAUGUGUCAGCUGUCAGAACAUCAGCGGAGGUCUGUGGGGCACCUUGCUCAACAUCCUCCUGGAUCAGCAGGAGAGCAGCAUGGUCCGCAGAGAGGCUGCAUUUAUCCUGCAGAACUUGCUGGUGAUGCCCAUGCCUGCCAACGCAGAGGAGGCCAAGGACUCCCACUGGCAGCAUCCAUGUGUCCACGACGAGGCGUCAGGCGUGUCUCUGGUGGGUCUUCCAGCGCUGCAGGCUCUGCUCUACCACUGUCAGUAUUUCCAGCACGUGGCUCUCUCUGCCUCUAGUUGUUAUCGUGGCAGGUACGCUUUCCACCUCCAACCUCACGCUGGCGUUAACAGCGGCCCCUGCCCUCAGGAGAGCACUUCAGUGGAUUCUGAGAAUUCUCUGUGGUGGAGAUACGAACCACCCGCACCCACCGUCACCUCUAGCAGGCCUUCCAGCUCCCUCUCCACCUCCAGCACUGUGAUAAGAGGUUCAGGGCUGCACAGCCCUAAGGCUCCCUCCCCACUGAGCGUCGCAGAAGAUACCCCCGCCAACAGACUGAUGGCUCAAGGCCAGAGUGACACGGACUCGAGCAACUCGGUCGCCUCGCAGGACUCCCGACAGGGCGAACCCUCGGCCGUGGAACCCGUCGUCAUGGUAACUCCUGACCUCCUCACGGCCCACUGUGGCCUGCUGACCAACCUGCUGGCCGUCCUGCCAGACUUCACCCUCGCCGCCAUCCGAAAUAACCAGCUCCUGCAGGUCUUUGCCAGUCUUGUGGAGGUCGGGCCGAUCGAGAAGUGUCUGACUCAGCUGAAGACUCCCACCAUCCUUCCAGCAGAGAGAGAAGACCUGAAGAGUCAGCUUUUCACUUUACUUCAGUUCCUGUCCGGCUUCUCCAAACUGCUGAGGUCGUGUGUCAUGAUGAGCCAGGAGCUGAUUGGCCAGAUGGACUUUUCCAAGCAGCUGUCGUCCACUCUGGUGUCUGUGCUCAUGCUGGAUACCAAAGGAUUAGAUCCAGGUGCCCAGGAUGUGGUGUGCGUGUGCUGGGCAGACGUGUUUAUGCUCCUGGCUACUCUGUUGAAGAGGGACGGCUCGGCAGCGCACCCAUCUGUCUCUGCAGCGCUGGGGAGGCGCUGGCGGACUUUUACGGGAACGCUGUCCGUGUGCGUCUCUGACAAGUUUUCAAAUGCCCUCCUUCACACGGUGGCUCUGCAGUUCCUCUGCACCAUUUUCACGGAGGAGGCGAAGAGUCGGCGCGAAGAGGUUUCGAUCUCAAACUGUAAACAUGCCACCUCUCUGUCAGACACCCUUAACGGGCCCUCAGCCGCCGAGCUCUGCGAGCUUUUACUGCAGAGUUUUGAGAAGAGGACUCUUCAGGACCCUCUGAAGAAGCUCACAGCCAGAGCUCUGAUGUUGCUCCUCGCCUGCAGUCCCGUAGCUCAAAACUACGCCGCCAAAGCUGGGUUAAUCGACAGCUGUGUGGAGCAAAUGAAGCAAACCUACUCCCAGCUCCACCUGGAGUCCGUCCGACCCGGCAAAGCUUCUCACCGCAAAAAGGAAGAGACGUAUUUAAAGGAAGUCAAGAUGAGCGUGGAGAUCCUGCGGAGCGCUCUUUACCGUAACGACGGAUGCAAAGUGGCGGCCACAGAUGCCCGCCUCACACCGGCGCUCUACGCUCUCUGGCCGUGGCUCCUAUUGGACGACGCCACCAUGGAGGCGGCGCUGGAGCUUCUGUGUGUCUACACAGCCGACUGCACAACAGCAUGCAGUUCUCUUUGUGGCAGUGGUCCUGGUGUAGUACCAGGAUCUAAAGGCUCCUCGGGCAGCUCCCUGAUGCACUCCGUCAUGAAGCUGACCACAGGUCUUUCUGCCGAAAACAGCCCCAUCCAGAAACUGUCCUUCUGUCUCUUGGCCAACCUGUCCAUGUCCCGAGACUGUAGAGGCGUCCUGCAGAAGAAUAAUUUUCUUCAGGCCUUCCUGUCGGUGCCGGUGCCCAAAGCGGGCGGGGUUAAGCCCGCGGGGGGCGGAGCCAGUCUGCCGGGCCUGUGGCUGAGGCUGCUGGUCGGUCUCUCGUUGGCGGAGGACGGUCAGCAGAGUAUCCUCAGAGUGACCGGGGUCCUGGAGCUGUUGGCAGACUUGGCUCCACAUCGGCGACACGCGCUGCUCACCCUCCACAACCUCUGCUUCUGUCCCGCCAACAAGUCGCACAUCAUCGCCAGCGAUAAAGCCAUGAAGGUUUUGCUCGGCUGCUUGGAAAACAAAGAUACAGAAACCCGCUGCAUGGGAGCUUCUGCGCUUUGGGCUUUGCUUCAUAACAACCAAAGGGCAAAGACUGCUUUGAAGUGUCCCUCUGUUCGAUUGAGAGUUGAGGAGGCGCACGCCGUGUCUAAGAAGGAGAAGAAGCAGGAAGCCACCAACGCCCACCUGCUCAAGUGCCUCGAAAACCUUUCCCAGCUGUUAAAUAGCUAAACGGAACAUUAUUUAUGUUGUUUUGUGUUGUGUCUUCAUGUGGAUAUUAAAGUAAUUUCACCUUC